Molecule: messenger RNA, 999 nt
Organism: Prunus armeniaca (apricot)
Lineage: Eukaryota; Viridiplantae; Streptophyta; Magnoliopsida; Rosales; Rosaceae
Source: the annotation of a GenBank genome assembly
AUGGCAUGUUUAGCUCAACCUCCAUUCAUGAUGUCUACCAAUUCAGUUCCCAGAGUCCGCUCCCCAAUGCAGAAAGUGUUGAAAACCUCACAUGCAGUACAUUUACACACUCUGUCUCACAUUCGGAUGAAACAUUCCCCUGUUCGCUGCACAAAACUGACUCGCUGGGAGCCCUCAUCUGCCACAUACACCCCCACCGAGAGUGCUGAUGACAGCAUCUUAAAUAAAACCACCAACAUAUUUGAAACCCUUUCUUCAGUUAGCACUGAUGAAGCACAAGAAACCAACAGUGAAAAGCGUAUUGAUGCAAGUAAUCAGACAAGACCAGAGGUUCAGUUCCUCAAAUGGCCAAUGUGGCUCUUGGGACCUUCUCUUCUCCUCAUCACUGGCAUGGUGCCAACUUUGUGGCUACCGCUAUCAUCCAUAUUCCUCGGCCCCAACAUAGCCAGCCUGCUUUCCUUGGUCGGACUUGAUUGCAUAUUUAAUCUUGGUGCAACCCUUUUUCUCCUCAUGGCUGAUUCUUGUGCUCGCCCCAAACUCCCAGAACAAGCCUGUAAAAGCAAGCCUCCCUUUAGCUACCAGUUUUGGAAUAUGGUUGCAACUGUGACUGGAUUUAUCAUUCCCCUGAUGAUGGCUUUUGGAUCCCAAAAGGGUUUCCUCCAACCCCAGCUGCCUUUGAUCUCAUUUUCAGUUCUAUUGGGUCCCUACCUUCUGCUUAUUUCAGUACAGAUACUGACUGAGAUGCUGACUUGGCAUUGGCAGUCACCAGUUUGGCUGGUGACCCCUGUAGUGUACGAGGCUUACCGGCUGUUGCAGCUGAUGAGGGGAUUGAAGCUUGGAACUGAGCUCAGUGCACCAGCAUGGAUGAUGCAUGCAAUUAGGGGACUGGUGUCCUGGUGGGUGCUAAUUCUUAGUAUGCAGCUGAUGAGAGUUGCUUGGUAUGCAGGCUUUACUUCUCGAACUCGUCAUCAGCAACAGCGGCCUUCUGAUGAUGACUAG